Daldinia decipiens is the source of this 1494-nucleotide messenger RNA. Its product is annotated as FAD-binding domain-containing protein. Bases 1 to 1494 code for a protein of 497 amino acids. The transcript has 3 exons. The record is from RefSeq and is a predicted model, not a curated record. Gene Ontology annotation, molecular function: FAD binding. Lineage: Eukaryota; Fungi; Ascomycota; Sordariomycetes; Xylariales; Hypoxylaceae.
AUGUCUCUUUCAUCGGCCUCCUUACUCACGCUAUGCUUUCUCACUCCUUUCGUUUUUUCAACGUCAAUUGAAUGGAAUUCAAAUCUAGCAUGCCAAAUAUUAGCAUCAAAGAUAAAUAACAGAGUAUUCUUUCCGGGGGGCGCAGAAUAUAAUGCCUCCGUUUUUUCUUAUGCUUAUGUCCAGCAGCAGAUUCUGAAGCCCUCUUGCAUCGUCAAGCCCUCGGAUUCUGCUGAGGUAGCCACAACGUUAAAAGCGCUACGAAGGUCACCGGCGACUCAAUUUGCUAUCAGAAGCGGGGGCCAUGGCACGAAUGGAGGAUUCUCGAACAUCGACAGCGGUGUCACAGUGGAUAUGACUUCAAUACAUGGUGUUGAUAUCCUUGAAGAUGGUAUUACUGCUUCAAUCGGCACCGGAGCCUUGUGGGGAGAUGUAUACGCCGUCCUGGAUACCCACAAUCGUUCGCUAAAUGGAGGCAGGGCUUCUGGGGUCGGUAUCGGCGGCUUUCUUUCGGGAGGUGGAAUUGGGUUUUUUGCACUUCAAUAUGGCUUUGGAUGCGAUGCUGUAGUGAACAUGGAAGUCGUUCUAUCAAGCGGUGAUAUCAUUAACGCCAAUGCGACAUCGAAUCCGGCGUUGUUCAAAGCGUUGAAAGGUGGUCAGAAUAACUUCGGAGUUGUCACACGAUGGGAUAUUACGACAAUUUCUAAAGGUGAAUUUUGGGGCGGCAGUAUCGUCUAUCCCAAUUCAACAACUGCCAAACAGCUAGAAGCUUUUACACAUUGGAAGACUCCCGAGAACUUCGAUCCCUCGUCUUCGGUAGAGCAGAGUCAUGUAUACAUUGAACCUCUCCAAACAUUUCUUGUCUCGAACAGCAUCUUCUACACGAAGCCCCGAGAAUUCCCAUUGAAUUUAAAGAAUUAUACCGAUAUUCAACCUCAGAUCUCCAGUACACUUCGUAUUUCCAAUGCCACGGACUUCUCAUAUGAAGUGCAAUCAUUUAGUACUCCGAACCAGAGCUCGAUCUAUGCUACGACGACUUUUAGAAUGUGCCCGACAAUUAUCAAGAAGGUGCAUGCUAUUUGGAAAGCAUAUGCUGAGAAACUACCACACAAUGCGACUAUCACAUCAUCUCUUACUUUGCAAUCUAUCCCACCUCCAGCUACAGACCCGACUAAGCUAAACAGCUUGGGCUUUGAUCCAGCAUCAACUCCUCAAAAAGAUCUGGUCUUAGUUCUGAUAUCUAACUUCUGGGAAAAUCCUGAAGCCGGUGCACAGGUACGAGGUUCUGCUGCCGACUUCAUUAACGACGUGGACCGUAUUGCGGAGGAAGAGGGUGUUGCUCACAAAUUUAGAUACAUGAAUUAUGCAGAUGCAGAUUUUCAGCAACCAUUACACACUACUGGCCAAUUGGACGAUCUGAGGAAAGUGGCGCUGGAGUAUGAUGCAAUUGGAAUGUUUCAACGACAAGUAACGGGAGGAUGGAAACUGUAUCCAUGA